AUGUUCUUCAGUCUCGGACAUUCUACCAUCGUCAUCAUCACGUCGCUCAUCGUUGCAGGAACUGCAGCGGCUGUGUCAGACAAGUUUGACAAUUUCGAGCGUGUCGGUGGCAUCAUCGGCACUUCUGUCUCUGCUGCUUUCUUGUUGCUCCUUGGUCUUAUGAACAUCUACAUUCUGUACAAGCUCAUAGUACAGAUGCGAAAGAUGGUUUCGAGCGACCCUGGUAGUGAGCACGAACAGUUCAAGAUACAGGGCGGCGGUUGCCUCUUCCCGAUAUUGCAGAAGCUCUUCAAGUUGGUCGACCGACCCUGGAAGAUGUAUCCUCUGGGUGUACUUUUCGGGCUAGGUUUCGACACUUCUUCCGAGAUCGCUAUCCUAGGAAUAAGUUCGAUUCAAGCCACGAAGGGGACAUCAAUUUGGCUGAUCUUGAUCUUUCCACUGCUCUUCACAGCAGGCAUGUGCCUUCUCGAUACCACCGAUGGUGCGCUGAUGAUGAGUCUGUACACAAGCACGCAACUUGCGCGCGACCCGAUCGCCAUUUGCUACUACAGCAUUGUGCUAACAGUCAUUACCGUGGUUGUCGCGACCAUCAUCGGGACAGUGCAGUUCCUCAAUCUGGUGCUCAACGUUGCCGAGCCGCAUGGCAAGUUUUGGGAAGGCGUCGAAAAGCUGGGCGAUGCUUGGGAUAUAGUUGGCGGAGCUAUAUGCGGUACAUUUAUCGUUUUCGGUGGUCUCAGUGUUCUGCUGUACAAGCCUUGGAGACGUCGCAUCGAUAGGAAAAGAGUCAACAAUGCGCACUUUGAGCCAUUACCCCAGGAAAAUGAUGUGCCCGGCUCCGACGAAGAGCACAACCGAGGGAUCGUCCCAUCGAGUACGACACAGACAAAAGCGGUGGAGGUGAACAUCGAGCCAGUAGAAGCCAUAGGCGCUGGUCCUGCACGUUGUUGA
Messenger RNA from Alternaria viburni, 948 nucleotides. RefSeq lists its product as uncharacterized. The record is from RefSeq and is a predicted model, not a curated record. Gene Ontology annotation, cellular component: plasma membrane. Gene Ontology annotation, molecular function: nickel cation transmembrane transporter activity. NCBI's taxonomy places the organism in Eukaryota, Fungi, Ascomycota, Dothideomycetes, Pleosporales, Pleosporaceae. The transcript is spliced from 2 exons. Bases 1 to 948 code for a protein of 315 amino acids. Gene Ontology annotation, biological process: nickel cation transmembrane transport.